AAUUAAAUUAAGAUUUAUGAGCGACGAUUCUGAAAGUUUGGAUUUCCCUAACACUCCAUUUUACACCUUUGUAAUUUAUUUUAUUUACUUCCAUUAUUUAGAAUAUAACUGUUGGAUUAACAUUAUCAUUGACCAAAUUAUGUGCAAACAAGUGUAGAUUAUUCAAACCUGAUUAAGGUACUAAAUUGUCUGAAAAUGAUGUUUAAUGUGUCAGUAAUUAAUCUAUUUUAAUAAAUAACAGAAAAUUGUGCUGCCACCAUAAAUAACAAUUACUAAACAUUCACAAGUUCAUUAAAAGAGGCCAUCAAUUUCGAAGAUUCAUUUGGAGUUUUCGAACCAGAAGAAUGAAAUAUUACAAACAGUAAUCAAAAUAAAACAUUAUUUAAAGA
Molecule: messenger RNA, 389 nt
Organism: Paramecium octaurelia
Lineage: Eukaryota; Ciliophora; Oligohymenophorea; Peniculida; Parameciidae
Source: the annotation of a GenBank genome assembly